Aedes albopictus (Asian tiger mosquito) is the source of this 2013-nucleotide messenger RNA. Its product is annotated as zinc finger protein 62 homolog. Bases 133 to 1881 code for a protein of 582 amino acids. Gene Ontology annotation, cellular component: nucleus. Lineage: Eukaryota; Metazoa; Arthropoda; Insecta; Diptera; Culicidae. Gene Ontology annotation, molecular function: RNA polymerase II transcription regulatory region sequence-specific DNA binding; zinc ion binding; DNA-binding transcription factor activity, RNA polymerase II-specific. The record is from RefSeq and is a predicted model, not a curated record. Gene Ontology annotation, biological process: regulation of transcription by RNA polymerase II. The transcript is spliced from 7 exons.
ACAAACAAAUGAUUUGUUGUAGUUUAUAUCUUACAAAAUAUUUAAAUAGAUUUUAAAUCUUUCAACUCAGAAACUUAUAAAUUAUUCAGUGGUGUACGAAUUGUUUAGUAAGUUCUUAUUGUGUAAUUAAUCAUGGCUUCAGAAACGGCCAAACACAAAAGGAAACGAAAAGAAAUAGAAAGUUCUCACGAAAUAUGCCGCCUUUGUAUGAGCACAGAAUCUCUGGAAGAUGUGUUCGAGGUGGAAGGCCUCCGACAAUGGAUUUCGGAUUAUUUAUCAAUUCUGAUUUCCUCAGCGGAUAAACUGAGCCAUACAAUCUGCACCAUUUGCCGGAUACAGCUGGCCGAAUUCCACCAGUUUCGGAUGCGUUGCGAGGAAGUGCAAGCCACAUUGCUGUCCAUGGGUUCGACUGAAGAAGGCGAAGGUGAAGAAGAAGAAGAGGAGAUGGCGGAGACUCCAAAAGUGGUGUCCCCUCCGCACUGUAUCGUAAGUAGACGCCGAGGCGAUCCAAUCAAAGGGGUGCUAGAAAUGGGCGACCAAUACCAUUGUGGGACCUGCUGGAAGGUGUUCGACGAACGGCGAAAAAUAAAGGAUCACAUGCGGACCCAUGGCCCGAAGAAGUACGCAUGUGAGCACUGCGGCAAAGCCUAUCCGUUGCGUCGCUAUUUGGUUGUUCACAUGAAGUGUCACAGCACUCAGCUUGAGCAAGAGUCCAUCGACGAGAAGAAUCAAAACGUGUAUGAUCGUCAGGUCAUCAAAGUUGAACCACGUGAAGAAGUGGAUUUACCAGCUGAGUCGCAAAGCUUGAAAAAUGGAACAGACACAGAGGAGACAAUUGAGUCAGCAGAUGACAGGAUUGAGAUCGAACAUGUAAAACUUGAAAAACCUUCUGACGACGACGAUACGGAAACGGAGAGUGCAGUGUCUAAAAAUUGUGGAUUUGAACCAUAUGCUGAUGAACGUGAUCUACACUCCGAAUGUCAUCUGGACAAUGUGAAAACUGCGUUAGCCAAGAGCAAAGAUCGGAUAAAAACCGAAAUGGAAGAAGUAUGUGAGGAUCUGAAGGAUGAUGUGAACGACUCUCGUGUUAGCGUCCAACAAGAAAAGAAAACGGAGUACCCGCAAGAGGAACAGCUAUAUCGUUGCGAUAAGUGCAGCAAAGCGUUUACGACAAAGCAGAAAAUAAGGGACCACUUGAGGCUGGUACAUGGAGAGAAGAAACACAAAUGCUCCUUUUGCGGCAAGGGAUUUGUCUUAACAAGCCAGUUACGCCUUCACGAACGAAUGCACACUAGGGGUAAUGAUAGGAGUAAACAGUGCACGUGCAGUAUAUGUGACAAGAUUUUCAAGAGUGGAAAAGCUUUGUGGCACCAUAAAAGUACGGAACACAGCGUGCAACAAUACCCUUGUUCCGAUUGCAGAAUUCAGUUCGUAACGAGACGCCAGUUAGAAAAGCAUCAACUUUCCCAGUUUCAUCGAAUGACGUUAGAAAUGAAAGAACAUAUCAGAAGUAGAGAUACGCAAGCAGUGCUUGAAAAGCUAUGUUUGAACAGUACAAAACACAGCAGGAAAGCUCAAAGUCGAAGGGAUAAGUUGGUAAACAUUGAACACUUACGAACUGAUAAAGGUGUAUAUCAGUGCGAUGUAUGCCCGAAACAGUUUCCGGAACGACAGCAAAUCAAGGAUCACAAAAGGCUGGUACACGGAGAAAGGAAACUGGCGUGUGAUAUUUGUGACAAGCGAUACGUCAUUCCAAGCCAAUUGUGGAAACAUGUGCGUACGCACAAUAAGGGGUACAUGUGCGAAGUGUGUAAAAAGAGCUUCCACCAUGAACGCACCUUAUGGUCCCACAAAAGAGGCCAACAUAACCUUAAGGAAUGAUCGUGAUCAGCUCGUGGAAUAGUUUGGCUGACAAACAGAGGAUUUGAAUAUCGGUAGCUGAAUCGAUAGAGAGCUGAAUUACUAAAUGGCGUUAUAGUCAAUAAACUAAUUUAUUUAAAAUCUGUGUUGUAA